AUGAGGUAGGAAAGUGACGCAAACACCAGACAUACCUAGCCGCAUGUCGUUUGUCGUUUACAAGCACGUAUCAAAUAGGACAAUGAUUUUGGCAGAUGAUUAGUAGUGAUAGGCGAUCUUGAGCCUCGUCCUCUCUGUCCGACCUACAUCGGCACCACCUGCCAUGCUCCAUCUUGACAGGGCCGAAGAAACAAAAUAGGAAACGACGGGGAAAACAAGGCCGCCAAUGGGAUGAACCAAUGCACCUCUCCUGUUAUCUCACCAAGGUCGAGCCAAACGAAACCGCUUGUGUUUUAGCUUGACAGCUGCUUUUUCCGUCGUGGAGGAACUUGUCAACUUGCCAAGACGGCAUCGGGCGAGGCGCACCCUGUCGACGAGACAGGGGCGCGCUCCCAACUGACCUCACCCCCCAUCCCUGCCGCGGAUCUGAGGCGCUGCCCGCCCUGCCAGGCACUAGGGGCAAGCGAUGGGGGAGACGACAUGGGCAAUGGCACCACAGGGCAGCUUGCUGGCCCAGGGAGACGGCACCGACGGACGGACGGCAACACCGCGCCGGCCCUGUGCCAUGAACUGCGGUUGUGGUGGUGCCCUGGCCACCAACUGCGGCUGCAAGGUGCGAUAUAUAAGGGGCUGUUGCCGUCUCCCUCGGCUGUCACUUUUGAUAUCUCACCCACCACCUCACUGAGAGUCUCUCCUUUUGCAUUUCCUGCUCAGCAACAGUUUUCUUUUGCAUACGCUCCUUUGCCCAUAGUUUGGCCAUUACUGCCCAGUGCAUUUCGCUUCGUUCCUAUACGACGACUUGACGUCCGAUCGCUACAUCUCGCAUCUUUUUUUUAUUGUUUCUCGACGUACCCUGCUCCAUCACCCCAUCCUCACCUUCUUUUUCCAACCGAGACCUCAUCUCCCAACCAACCAUCACCAUGAAGACCACCGGAUUCCUCGCUCUUGCCGGCCUCGCCGCCGUCGGCAGCGCCCACUUCACCUGGGACAAGAUCGCCGUGGGCGGCAAGCAGGUCGGCGGGGACAACCAGUACAUCCGCAAGCACGACAACUACUACCUCCCCAUCAAGUUCAACAAGACGCCCGAGGGCUCCAUCACGCCCAACGACGCCGGCUUCGCGUGCAACAAGAACGCGCGCCCCGCGCCCGACGUGCUCAAGGUCAAGGCCAACGACAUGGUCAGCCUCAACCUCGGCUUCGGCGCCAAGCGCAUGGAGCACCCGGGCUCGGUCCAGGUCUACGUCAGCCCCGUGGCAAACGCAAAGGCCGACAGCGGCAAGGACUGGUACAAGAUCCACCAGGCCCUCAUCUGCAAGCAAGGGAACGCCGAGAGCCUGCGCAGCACCGCCUGGUGCAUGUGGGGCGAGGGCGGCAUCUCGGCCCCCAUCCCCGAGACGCUCCCCAACGGCCAGUACCUGAUGCGCGCCGAGCAGAUCUCGCUGCACGGCGCCCACGACGGCCAGGCCGAGUUCUACGUCGCCUGCGCCCAGAUCGAGGUCACGGGCAACUCGGCCACCUCGAUCCAGGGCACCGCCGUGCAGUUCCCCGGCGCCUACAAGUCGACCGACAAGGCCGUCAACUUCAGCGUCUGGGGCCGCUCCACCUCCUUCGACGUCAUCCCCGGCCCUGAUGUCAUCCCUGGCGGCACCAUCCGCGGCUCCGCCAACGGCGCCGGCGGCGACAAGACCGUCAAGGUUGCUGCCAAUGGUGCUGGUGGUGGCAACGCUGCUGCCCCUUCUACCCCUGCCCCUUCCACACCUGCCAACAACAGCGGCAACAACAACAACGGCGGCAGCAACAACAACAACAGCGGCAAAAACAACAGCGGCAACGGCAACGGCGACAAGAACCAGCAGCCUGGAAAGUCGACCUCCCCGGGGCCCGACUGCAACAAGAAGCGCUCCCUGCGCGCCCGCCGCGCUGCCAUGGCGGCUGCCCAGCAGUAAAAAGCAUCCUCCACACACCUCCCAUUUUUCUCCAGCACUCACGUGUUCGGACCAGACAUGCAUCCCCAAACCAGCCAUUUUUUACAUUCCACACAUGAGCAGGGGCGCGCGGAGCACCCGGGGUGUCGAUCACAGCGCGACUCUCCGUCAUCUCUCGUCGAGAUAGGAGGAACUGGAUUCUUGUUCUGAGGCCUAGAGCCUGUUCUUUACUUUGUACAUAUUACAAACUCUUGUAGCCGUCCUCUUUUGGGCAUCGCAUAUGCAGAUACUGUUUUUCUACUUUCCUAG
Messenger RNA from Gaeumannomyces tritici R3-111a-1, 2234 nucleotides. RefSeq names its product fungal cellulose binding domain-containing protein. NCBI's taxonomy places the organism in Eukaryota, Fungi, Ascomycota, Sordariomycetes, Magnaporthales, Magnaporthaceae. The transcript has a single exon. The coding region runs from base 921 to 1946 and encodes 341 amino acids. The record is from RefSeq and is a predicted model, not a curated record.